UCUCACAAGAUUUCUACAAGCAAUCAGAGUGAAAUUUGUACUUUGUGUUGUCAGAUGAACAUAUGAGACACUUUGACUCUUCAGUGCAGUGUGGAGCCUAACAAAGAUCUGUUUUGUGUCCCAGCUGAUCAGCAGGAGGAGAAGAGUCUGACGGAGCAGCAGAGGAACAUUUUCAGCCAUCUGGACUCAGCUGAGUCACUACAGAGGAAACAAUGAGCUCAACAAAGAAGGACCAACAUGGAGCGAGAAGUCAGCGCUCUCAGGAAGCCGACAAACCUCACAGAAGAAAGAGAGAGAAAAAACACAUCUGUGACGAGUGUGGGAAGGGUUUUACUAGGAAGGCUAAACUAAAACAGCAUCAGGUCAUCCACACUGGAGAGAGAUUGUUCAGUUGCAGCGAGUGUGGAAAGUCGUUUUUCUGGAAGACUUGCCUAAAAAGACACCAGGUCAUCCACAGUGGAGUUAAAGCGUACAGCUGUGAUCAGUGUGGCAGAGCUUUUACUCACAGUAGCCACUUACAGAGUCAUCUAGUUACCCACUCUGGAAUUAAGGCAUACAGCUGUGACAAGUGUGGAAAAACUUUCAGCCAGAUAGGGAGCCGAAAUAAACACCUACGCAUUCACACCAUAAAUGAUGUGUACUGCUGUGAUCAGUGUGGCAAACACUUUGCUACAGACGCAAACUUACAACAUCACAUGUUUACCCACACUGGGGAGAGACCAUAUAAAUGUGACCUGUGUGAGAAGACUUUUAAAGCUCCACUUCACCUGAGACGACACCAACAGAUCCACACCAGAAAGAGACUCUACAAGUGCAGUUACUGUGAGAAGCAGAGCAACACAGAUGGAUCCAGUUCUCAACCCUGUCGUCACUGUGGGAAAGAGUUUCGUUGUGACCUUUGUGGAAAAACUUUCAUUCGAAAAGACACCCUAAAAGAACAUCAACGUAGACACACUGGAGACAAAAUGAAAUACUGCAAAGAAUGUGGGGGAAGCUUCACCAGAUUAAGGGACUUAAAACAGCAUGAACUGAUUCACAGUGGGGUUAAAAAGCACCUCUGUGAUCAGUGUGGGGAAUCCUUCACCACUGUAAGUCACCUUAAAACACACAAACGAGUCCACACAGGAGAGAAACCAUACAAGUGCAGACACUGUGACAAAAGUUUCUCACAAUCAGGUAGUCGUAACAAUCAUGAACGUACACACAUGGAAGGAAACUACAGCUGUGACCAGUGUGACAAGAGCUUCAGGAAUCUCAGUUCAUACUCCGAACACAAACGAUCCCACGUUACUAAUAAACUGUUUCACUGUUACCAAUGUGCCCAAACAUUCACCUCAUUGUCUGCACUGUGCAAACAUCAGCGUGAUCACUCAGGGCUGAAAUCACUCCCAUCACAGUGAAUCUGAAGAGACAGAAAGAUCCUCUUCUGGUUUCAGUGUCAGAGUUAAAACCCUUGAGUUCAGGCUCCACAGAGUUCAGAUAGAAUCUCCUGUAAAGAUCUGAUGAGGCAGCUAUGAAUGAAAAUGGUUCCCUAGUUCCAUUUUAAGGUGUCGAAACUGUUCUACUUCAGUGUUCAUGUCGAGUGGUUCGCUUUGCUUCAGCAGUUGGAUGAAAAAAUCUGUUUUCAUGUUAUCAGUGACCUCCUGACCCAGUAUGAACCUUCCAGAUCUCUCAGGUCAUCUGGAUCCGGUUUUUUAUCAGUUCCCAGAAUCAGAACCAGACACGGAGAAGCUUCAUUCAGCUUUUAUGCUCCAUAUAUCUGGAACAAACUCCCAGAAAGCCUCAGAUCAGCUGAAACACUCAGUUUAUUUAAAUCCAGGUUGAAGACUCACCUGUUCUCAGCUUAAUUUGAAUAAAACACCAAAUCCACACUUUUAAGCUUAAAUUUAAAAACCUACAUUUUAACUACUGAUGUUAUCUACUGUUUUUUUUAAUCAAUUUUAAA
Molecule: messenger RNA, 1945 nt
Organism: Pelmatolapia mariae (spotted tilapia)
Lineage: Eukaryota; Metazoa; Chordata; Actinopteri; Cichliformes; Cichlidae
Product: zinc finger protein 271-like
Exons: 3
Coding region: 213-1400 (395 amino acids)
Source: RefSeq, a predicted model, not a curated record